AGAAGCAUCACACGCGAAAAGCCGCAACACAGCGAGUACUCGUGGCUGCGUUAUGUUGCCGCUGUUGGCUACUUUCUUCCUUCAGUAGAGAGAAGAGCCUGUUCCAGUGAACAUCGUGAUCGAAGUUUUCGUUGCGUGUCUUGUUAUCGUUGGCCCUGAUAUGAUGAGAUUCUAGGAAUAGCGGUUUGUGACUUCUUCUGCACUGUUGUUUUCAAGUGUGUAUGUGUGAGUGUGCGUAUGUGUGUAUCUUUUUUGGACCAACAAACCGCUGACUCGACUCGAAGAAGUCGUGUGCGCGAGUGGAGCGAAGAAAAGAAGACACCAUCCUUUUUUGUGAUGAUUCCCCUUUGUGUUUGAUUUGGGGAAAGAAAAGGGAUUACCGUGUUUUACAAUCCCCGGUUAGAGGUGGCGUAAGGAGAUAAAUAAUUUCAGUGGCCCUGUUUCGCGGAGAAGAACACUACUAUUGCUUUGGUUGUUGGGAUAAUUUGGCAUAUUGAAAAUCGCCGUGUAAAUUGCGUACUGUCGGAAGGAUAUCUUUUUUUGCUGGAGCGCGCAUGUGUUAGUGCGGCUGAUUGGAUCGGCCGUGUCGUGGUGCAGUUGAGGGAGGGUGCGGUGAAAAUAAAUUUCGGGGUGGAAAAAGUUUCGAUUUUCCUGCCCUCACUCCUGACGGUGGAUGACGACGACCAAUGUUGGUCGGGACGAGCCGAAUCGUCGAAUAAUGAAAAUUCUUUAAACAGGAAGGAAGUUUUGUGCGCGUUUGGAAAAAAGGGGUCGUUCUGUUGGCUUUGUUGUUUUUCGUUGUCUACCCAAAGUGAAUAGAAUUGGUUGAAGAUUUUGUUGCCAUAGUUUGUGAUGAUAUAAAUUAUUGCUAAAGUUGAGUGGUAUUAUUACUAGUUUGAAGGCAGAAAUAAAUAUAAGUGUGCAAGGUGAGAAUCUCAAAAAAAAAAAGGGAAAAGCAAUUGUGAACGAAGAUUUAUGAGCAAAGUUGGGAUUAAUUAGAAUUUUUCACCGACUUUUAGCACGCCAGUAGGUGUGUGUGUGUGUGUGUGUGUGUGAGAACACGUAUGUUAUUCAUCGUGAGAGGAUAAAACAUUUCUAGCAGGAAGGAUCCGUGAUAGAGCGCACAAACACAAACAGAUCCUUCCCACUCUACAGACAAGCAACAAGACAACGUGUAGCGGAAAACAUCGCCGCCAACUUGGAUAAUGUAUACAGCACAACAAUAUCAAUAAGACCCGUUAACAACAAUAGCCAAAUUGGAUGGUUUCAUCUUAUCGCAACGGAGGCUGAGAAUAACAAAGACUAUAAUCAACCCAUCACGAAUUUCUUUUGAUUAUUGCGAGAUCUAUCAUAGCUAUGGUUUGAGUUCGCCCAUUAGUUCAACGCACUUUUAAUACAUACGAAAAAGAUCACUACAUCACCACUUUCGACACAGUGCCACAUAGAAUAACAUUCCGAAAAUGGCAGUUCAGAGCGACCUCUUAAGAAUAGAUUUGCGCUUUCAUUUUGGCUGCAAUCAUCAACAGCGACAACUUUGCCAUUAGCAAAAAGCCACAAGAGAAACCGUAUUGUGUCGACCCAAAACCAAACCUUUUAUCCUCAUCAUCAUCACCAUCAUUAUUGCUCGGCGUACUAUUCUACAAUCCGCCUUCUUUCCGAGAACUAUCAGCAACUUGAAAUGAAAAAAGUUUCGCUUUCCCGGUAGAGUUUUCAUCUUGAGUCCGAAACACACACAAAAGCGAGCGAAAAAGAAGGAGUGUCAAUGAUGGUGAAUUAAUUAAUCCGCACAAAUAAUUGGUAAUAAGCACACACAGCGAGUUAUCUCCGACUCCCAUCAGACGGGGCGUCCACACGGAAGGUUUCCAAUAUCAGAUUAAUGUUUUAUCAGUGAUCUCAUUCGCACCGCUAUCAUCCACCACCACCACCUUCAUCACCUUCACCAUCUUUGCCUUCCGGCAUCGACCAACAACAGUAGGGCGGUAGAAAACGCAAACAAAAUUAGAGCAAUCGAAAGUUCUGAUCUCAACGAUAUCACAUCGAACAUACGUGACAGAGCACAGCACAACAGCGUUUAAUUUGUACCGAGAUUGACUGCAAUAGGAUUCCAUGUGAGAGUUUGCACUAUCAGUAAAACACUAGGAACGGAACGCACAUAUCCGAUCCCUUACGAGAGAAAGGAGAGAAAAAACACUAGCCCCACAUCGCGAAUCGUUCGACUGGAUUGAGUCGACGGUAGUUUCGCGUGUUUUAAAAAUGGGUAACAAAUGCUGCAGCAAACGCCAGGAUCAAGAGCUAGCCCUGAGCUACCCGGGCGGUUACAAGAAGGGCGAGAACUCGUUCAGCUCGAACAUAUCCGGUCCGAAGCACACCAACGGUGGCGGUGGAUCGCUAGAUUCACGAUACACCCCGGACCCGAACCGGGGCCAGUUGAUCAAACAUCCAAAGGGCGGGGUGGACAUCAUCCGACCCCGGACGACGCAACUUCUCCCUGGCCACAACACUCGACGGAUAGUGGUCGCCUUGUACAACUACAAUGCCCGCGAGGAAACCGACGUCAGCUUCGUCAAGGGUGACCGGAUGGAGGUGCUGGACGACACCGAAUCGGACUGGUGGCGCGUUGUGCAUCUCAAGACCCGCCAGGAGGGUCUCAUCCCGUGGAAUUUUGUCGCCGAGGAUCGGAGUGUGAAUAGUGAAGACUGGUUCUUUGAGAAUGUAUCCCGGAAGGAAGCCGAUAAGCUGCUACUGGCAGCGGAGAAUCCACGUGGCACUUUCCUGGUGCGUCCGUCCGAGCACAAUCCCAACGGUUUCUCGCUCUCGGUCAAGGACUGGGAGGAAAGCCGAGGGUACCACGUGAAGCACUACAAAAUUAAGCCUCUAGACAACGGUGGCUACUACAUUGCAACGAAUCAGACGUUUCCCUCGCUGCCUGCGCUAGUAAUGGCGUACUCAAAGAAUGCCCUCGGGUUGUGUCAUGUACUGUCUAGUCCAUGUCCGAAGCCACAGCCCCAGGUAUGGGACCUUGGUCCCGAGCUGCGCGACAAGUGGGAAAUAAAUCGAAACGAAAUUCAGCUGAUUCGCAAACUUGGACACGGCAACUUUGGAGAGGUGUAUUACGGCAAGUGGCGUAACAACAUCGAAGUUGCUGUGAAGACCCUUCGCGAGGGUACCAUGUCGACACAAGCCUUCCUACAAGAGGCAGCUAUCAUGAAGAAAUUCCGUCACAGUAGACUAGUCGCACUGUAUGCCGUCUGUUCAAAAGAAGAACCGAUUUAUAUCGUCCAGGAGUAUAUGUCGAAGGGUAGUUUAUUAGACUACCUGAGGACGGGUGAUGGUCAGUUCCUCCAGUUUGAGGAUCUGAUUUAUAUUGCCGCCCAAGUAGCCUCUGGUAUGGAGUACCUGGAACUGAAGCUGUUGAUACACAGGGAUUUGGCCGCCAGGAACGUACUGAUAGGGGAAAACAACGUCGCUAAGAUCUGUGAUUUCGGCCUGGCCCGGGUGAUAGCGGACGAUGAAUACUGUCCGAAGCAGGGCUCACGCUUCCCGGUCAAAUGGACCGCACCGGAGGCGAUCGUGUACGGCAAGUUCUCCAUCAAAUCGGACGUCUGGUCGUACGGUAUCCUCUUGAUGGAGCUGUUCACCUAUGGCCAGGUACCGUACCCUGGUAUGCACAGCCGUGAGGUAAUCGAACAGAUCGAACGGGGCUACCGAAUGCCAAAGCCAACGAAUCAUCACCUGCCGGACGACAUCUACAGCCUGAUGCUAAAAUGCUGGGAUGCGAUACCGGAAAAACGUCCGACGUUCGAGUUCUUGAAUCACUACUUCCAGAACUUUACCGUCACCUCGGAGGUGCCCUAUCGAGAGGUGCAAGACUAAGGCGGCUAACGAAGUGCUGUGUACGCGAGAAUGAGUCUGAACAAAGAUUUAUUUCCUUUUUCUUUCGGGUAGGUUCUACGCCAGUAAGCUUAAUCAUACACACACCCUCAUAUAUACAAAGAGAUCAAAACAUACCCACACACAGAGACUAAGCAAAACACGCGCGCAUACACCAACAUCUCUUUACGUUACAAGUACCCGUAAUUAUAACGAAAAA
Messenger RNA from Toxorhynchites rutilus septentrionalis, 4090 nucleotides. It is a transcript of the gene Src64B, whose product is annotated as tyrosine-protein kinase Src64B. Gene Ontology annotation, biological process: cell differentiation; innate immune response; protein phosphorylation. The record is from RefSeq and is a predicted model, not a curated record. Gene Ontology annotation, molecular function: ATP binding; non-membrane spanning protein tyrosine kinase activity; signaling receptor binding. Gene Ontology annotation, cellular component: extrinsic component of cytoplasmic side of plasma membrane. Lineage: Eukaryota; Metazoa; Arthropoda; Insecta; Diptera; Culicidae. The coding region runs from base 2254 to 3873 and encodes 539 amino acids. The transcript is spliced from 6 exons.